Molecule: messenger RNA, 3483 nt
Organism: Amphibalanus amphitrite
Lineage: Eukaryota; Metazoa; Arthropoda; Thecostraca; Balanomorpha; Balanidae
Product: F-box only protein 21-like
Exons: 11
Coding region: 258-2303 (681 amino acids)
Molecular function (GO): protein binding; DNA binding
Source: RefSeq, a predicted model, not a curated record
AAUGAAUCAUUACUGACGUCAUAGUACUAUCGCUAUGGAGUUCUAUUGGUAGCAUGCAGCUGUCGCGACGUCAUUGUAUUUGACCUUGGCUUUGGCAGUCGAACAGCUCUCGUCAUUUCGUGUGUUGUUUACCUAUGGUGUGUCGAGCAUUUGGUGCCCAAUGUGCCCAACUGAGUGUAUUUUGAUUUUGUUGAUUUGAAAAUGAGGAUCUCAAUAUUUGGUUAGAUGAAUAUUGUCUGAGCUGACAGAUACUAAUUAUGUUUGAAGUCACUGAUGAAGAGAUAGGUAACCAGAAACCUGGAGAACCAACCAAUGAAAAUCAAAAAGAAAUUGAAAUGCCAGAUCAAAUGGAACUACUAUCUCUGCCAAGUGAAUUGCUUGAGUCAAUUUGUUUUUACUUAGAUAUGCAGUCUCUGUGCUCAAUAUCUCAAGUGUGUUGGCGACUUAAUAAUAUUCAAGAAUCUGAGACAGUGUGGAAGACAGCAUUUUUUAAAAGGUAUCCACGGCUGGAGCAGGGGAGUCACCAGCCUGAGCUCCAGUUGGCCUUGAAGCAGUCAGGGGACAGAUGGAAACAGCUGGCAGCCUGGCACGUUUCUCUGGGCGCAGAGAUCUGUGCCAUGCUGGACGAAAUGGGCAACAAGUACUUCACCAUCGGCGGCCUGCCAGACCCGGCCAUGCAGGAGAUGAAGGAGCUGGUGUCCAGACACUGCACGGUUCUGGUGAAGGACCAGCUGCUGGACGUGCUGGACACAGAGCAGACUGACGGGUUCGAGCACAUCUCGCGGCGGCACUACGCGCGCAUGCUGUACCGCGAGCUGCACCGGGACGGCGUGCUGCUCCCGCUGUUCCGCGAGUUCAUGCAGCGGCCCUCGGAGCACGUCAACAUUCCCGAGGCCACCCACCUGAUCGACCAGUGGAUCACGCCGGAGCGGCGCCGCCGCAACGCCUCCGAGCUGCAGCACCACUACCAGCACAUCGCGGCGCUGUGUCUGCGGCAACUGCGCGCGGCGGCGCCGCACCACCCGGCCGCCGCCUGGGCGCGCUGCAAGGCCGACCCGUUCGGUCAGACGCUGUGGAGCGAGGCCGACGUGUUGGUCGUGCUCGACGCCGUCAACGCCGUACUCUACGACCAGCUGGACCUACUGGGCGACCAGGACGGCCGGCCGCGCACCGGAUACGCCGCCGUGGCACACCAGCUAUUCUGCGGCGUGGACGCCGGCGACGUGAACCCGCGGGCGCUGCUCUCGGCACUGUACGCCACCGUGGCCGGUCUGCUCGGCGUCAACAUGUUCCCCGUCCGGUUCCCCGGCAACAGCCUGCUCCGCUGGCAGACCAGGGACGGCUCCGACAGUCUGUUUGUGUCGGUGAUGCGCGCCGGCCUGCGUCAGACCCGGGACGAGAUCAUGGCCAACCCGUACCUGCGCAUCAGGAACGUGGGCCACGAGUCGUUCGAGCCCAUCCCGCGACACGAGCUGCUGAACCGCCUGGUGGUGGGGAUCAUGGCCGGCCACCGGACCGCCCACCUCACCGACGCCGACCUGCUGUCACUGAACGCACUGGCCGUCUGGUCCGAGACCGACUGCCGGCUCGGCUUCCCGCUGCUGCACGAGCUUUCGGAGGUGUUCGGCGGCAUCCGGCCCAUGUACAUUCACGACCUCACUCAGGAGUUUCUGGAGCAGCACGACGGCACGCUAUCGGAGGAGGAGCGGGAGGGACUGCGUGACUCCAAGGAGCUCAUGAAGCAGCGCUACGAACAGAUCCUGCAGGAGCUCCGUAGACACAAGGAGGUGGUGUGCCUGCGCCGCAACGCGGCGCCGGUGCAGCGGCGGUUCCGUGUGGGCGACAUAGUGCGCCACCGGCGCUACCACUACCACGCCGUGGUGGCCGGCUGGACCGAGCGGUGUGACGCCACAGAGGGCUGGAUCGAGCAGAUGGGCGUGGACCGGCUGCCGCUGGGCCGGCACCAGCCCUUCUUCAACGUGCUGGCCGAGGACCGUACCACGCGCUACGCCGCCGACGAGAACCUGGAGCUGGCGCCGGCUCCUCUGCCGAUCGGACACCGCGAGCUGGGCCGCUACUUUGUCCGCUACGACGGCCGGCGGUACGUGCCUCUGGCGGCCGUCAGCGAGCGGUACCCGGACCCGCCGCCGCCGGACGCCGAGGACGGAGACGGCGCGGCGGCGACAGCGGCGGGGCGUGGAGACAGCGGAGAUAGCGGCGACGGCCCGCCGCCCGGGACGGACGGGGACGGGUCCGACGGAGAUGUACGGCUGUGCCGGUCCGACGGAGAUGUACGGCUGUGAGCGGCGGCGGCACGGUGGGACUGUACCGUGGCGCGGUCAGCAGUGGUGGUGUGUCCGGCUGGGGAAGGCUCGGAGUCGGGGCUGGUGCUGACAGGUUGAGAUGUGGACGCCUGAUGCUGAGCUCUGACAGCCGCGGGGAUCUGAUGCUGGUGCUCGGACUGCCGAUAACGUUGGAUGGCCAGCGUGUGACGGGACAGGCUCCCGGUUCGUGGACUGGGUGCGUUCGUGAGCGGGGGUCGGGCCGACAGCUCGUGACGCCGGGCGUCAGUGCGAGGCGUGUAGAGCGAGCGUGCGUGACGGCCGUGUGCGACGUGCAUGUGUGCCGCCGGCUGCACCGGACCGUGUGUCUGCCGGCUGCAGGAGGCUGUGUGCGUGUGUGUCUGCCGGCUGCAGGAGGAUGUGUGCGUGUGUGUCUGCCGGCUGCAGGAGGCCGUGUGCGUGUGUGCCCGACGGCUCGGACCGUGUGUCUGCCGGCUACAGGAGGCUGUGUGCGUGUGUGUCUGCCGGCUGCAGAAGGCUGUGUGCGUGUGUGCCCGACGGCUGCAAGGGUACGGACCGUCUCUCGGUCGAUGGACCUCAGACGCUGAGCCUUUGCAUACAUAUGUACAUCCCGCGUGGCAUUUGAAGCGUACUUGUAACUUCAUCCUUGCAAUGCAACCUGCUGGACAGGUUUAAAGUAACAUUGAAUAGCUAUGCGUUGCUUCACAAAUGAAUGUGUUGAUUAUGAGGACGACUGUGUUACUAAUUCAUGUUUAUAACUAAUCGGAACUCUGAUGUUUCCAUCGUGUGCAACUGUAUGCGUGUUUCUAACGCGUGGCCGUGUUACGGCGCUUUCGACUCGCGUCAUCUAGUCGAUCAUUCACCAAUGAAGCCGGUGCCUUUCUCCGAGUACGAGCGACUGUUCGCGCCUCCCGUUCGCUCCGCGGCGCCGAUGUGAUUUAUUUGGGGGGGGGGGCUGUGAUAUGUCACGUCUUACUGAGCGUAUCAGGUUGAUCCAGCCGCCCCGAGACGGGAGAGCCCUGCAGAGGCCGUGGGCGUGUACUGCUGUCCGGCCCGGCCGUCCCGGCGACGGUACGAGACGCGCCGAUAGUCGGGAUGUGACCUCCGGUCCCUCCAGGAGACCGUGGAAUAUCGCGGCACUUAUACCGCAUUUGAAACCAAUACAUAACGCCUUUUUGAA